AUGCAGUUGGAAGGGUUGUGUCGUGCAAUGUGAAUCGAUAGCAUUGUUUUGAAUUAAUUUGGAAUUAAUUUUUUGCACUUUACACAUUUUGUUUAUAAACAAAAAAAAACUGGCUUUAUCGGUUUCCAUGAGCCGAGGAGAUGAAGGAAGCAAGGCGUCUGGACAGAGAGGAGUGAAGCAGUGAGAGACGACAGAAGAGAAAGAGGUUGACGGGCUACGGUUUGGGAGGUAGCAGUCCGAAGAGGAACUCCAGGAAACAUGUCUCUCUUGGCCAAACUGGAGAGGAACGUGUGUGUCCUGCUUCCCAAUAAGGAGCAGUUGGACAUUACUGUGGGGGUGAAAGCCAUAGGACAGGAGGUGUUCAAUCGUGUUUCUGAGCUCGUUGGGAUAAAAGAACUCCACUUCUUUGGCCUCACUGUGGUGAAGGACAAUGAACACAUAUUCCUGGACCUGGAAGAAAAGCUAACCAAGUACUUCCCCAAGGAAUGGAAGCCGGACUCGGGGAAGGGAACCCAGAGACGGGCCCUCCCCCUGCUGCUGUUUCUGAAGGUGCAGUACUACGUGGAGAAUGGCCGACUCAUCUGCGACCGUAAGGCACGGCGGUUGUACUACGCUGACCUGCGGGAGCGUGUUCUGCGGUCCGAGUGUCGCCAGCAGGAGGCGCUGUACUUCCAGCUGGCAGGGUACGCGCUGCAGGCCGACCUGGCCGACUGUCCCCAGCCCGGGCAAGCAGACGGAGAGGUCCAAUACUUCCAACCCAAAGACUAUUUCCCUCCCUGGAUCGUGGCGAAGCGGGGGCGUGAAUACCUCCUUUGCCACGGGCCCAAGGUUCACCGGGAGCUGUGGGGCAUGUCAGCACGCGACGCCAUUCUGCUCUUCAUCCGGGAGUCCUGCCGCCUGGAAGACGUGCCCGUCACUUUCUACAGGCUGCAGAAGGACAAGAAGGAGGAGAGGGGCUCAGCGCUACUGGGUCUAACUCUGAGAGGAAUGCAGGUUUAUCAGGAGAUGAACAACAUACGUCAGUUGCUGUACGAUUUCCCCUGGUCCAACGUGGGACGCCUCACCUUCCUGGGCAAGAAGUUUGAGAUCCAGCCGGACGGCUUGCCUUCGGCCAGAAAGCUGGUGUACUACACGGGGUCACCCUUCCGCUCCAGGCACCUCCUGCAGCACCUGAGCAACAGCCAUCGCCUCUACCUGAACAUCCAGCCUGCCCUCAAACAGCUGCGGCAGCUGGAGGAGAACGAGGAAAAGAAGAGGUACCGGGAGUCCUACAUCAGCGACGACCUGGACCUGGACCCCACGGUGAGCGAGGGCAGCCCCGGCCUCUCCCGCCGCUCCACCAGCAGCUCCGGCAUCGAGGCCGACUCCCGCCAGCGCCGCGUCUCCAUGGAGAUGCCGUCGGUGGAGGAGGAGGAGGAGGCGCUGCAGCGGACGGGCAAGCCCUUCGGCUCGGCGGCCAGCCACGGCAGCUCCCACACCUCGGGCGUGGACACCGGCAGCAAGGCGCGGACCGAGGAAGAGGACUGGCAGGAGGAAGAGGCUGAACUCAGUGUGGACGAACCGGAGGAGGUUUCCGUGGACGAGCCUGAGAUGUUGCGAUUGGUCGAGCUGAUAGAGGGCGUGUCUUUGGACUGCCCUGACCUCACGCCUGAGACCCACUGGGGAGAUGAUAUUGAGCAACUGGUGGACGGACCUGACUAUGAGGUGAAAAUGCGGAGCACUGAUUCCCUGGAGCAGGUGCUGAAGUGGAGGACUCGAGGCACUGUUGACAGACACAGUCAGAGCCUGGAUGAUGUUCGUCUGUUCCAGCCCCCCACCCCGCUGGGCACCACCCUCCAGGCCGACACCUCCCACAGCUACACCUUCGGCCUUCCAGACCCCAAACUGGACCCCCAGGGGCCUGUGGGUCGUGGCUGCUACCCCCUCUACUGUCCUGCCAAACCCUCCUUCUAUGGCCGCAGGUCAAUGAACUGCCUCUCCUUGGACCUUCUGGGGGAUGAGCAGCUGUUGGAGUUUAUCCUGUGAGCACUAGAGGGUGCAGCUAAGCUGCAGAUUUUCCCCUGGGAGUAUGCAGAGAGCUCUUGACAAUAACUUCGGGUGUGGAAUUCCCAAUCCUAAAGGACAGAAAGUAUGAGUGCAAAUGAAUAUAUUUGUGAAUGCUGUUGUGUACAGUUGUGUGUGUGUGUGUGUGUGUAAAUAUUUGACUUUGUUUUCACAUCCCCCUUCACCCCCACCUCCUCACCGCUGAUAUCCUGCUGGGGAAGCAGGUUUUCAGUUCCACUCAGUGGGGAACCGCACUGUGAAAGAGAGGCUCUGAACUGUUGCCUGGAGACAGUGCCCUAAACUGUAAACACAAAGUCUCCUCAUUUUCCACCACCCACUUUGGAGACAAGGAAAAUGGGGGUGAAUGGUGGUACUGCUGACCAUGAAAGAGAGGGCUAAGUCACAGGCACACCCAGAAGCCUACCCUGGUAGCACACUACUCAUUGACACACUCCCCUCCACACCGCACCUGCCAUAUUUAUUGUACAUUUUUGUUGCUUUUUAAAAUGUUUUUUUUAUUUUGUGAAAGCCUCAUUCUCUCAUAAUUACCUUUUCUUGCAACAUCCAGGAUUCAGUCUCUUGUUGCUAAAGUCACUGGUCUGUUUGAACAGACGUGAAACAGACUUCUUGUUUUUGUUUAUUUUAUGUGCUGUUAACUAUACUGUUGCUGUCUAAGGCUGAAUUGAAGACACCCAUCAGAGAGUAACUGAAUGCUAACCUGGAGUGAAUGAGCACUGUUGUAACAUUAUAUUCAUUAGCAGUAUUUUGUUAGUAUUGACAAAGAACACAAAUGUGCUAUUACAGAUGAGGAAUUUUCAUGUGAAAAUGUAUAAUCUUCAUUAUUACCAACAGCAUUGUAACACUUUGCGAAUGCACACUGUACCGUAGCAUUUAUUUGAACAGUGAGCUCUGUAGAUUUUUUAAAUGCACAGCUUAUGCAUACAUAGGUCUUGGUGGAUUAAUAAAUGUGUUUAAUGGGCAUACAAUGUCACACCAACAUUUACAAUUUUACAGAUGUUAUUUGUAAACGCAUAUAUGUGCAAAAGGUUACACACCAUAAUGUCUGCAAAUAAUUUGUAAAUGCAUAUUUGCAUAGUAAGGAUUUGCAUUCUGCGUACACACUUAGGAUUCUGCACUGUGACUAAACAGAUUACUUAUAAAUGCAUAUAUGAACAUAGGAUUUUGCUUUAAAUUUUACAGAUAAUUUGUGAAUACAUACAGUAUAUGCACUUAGGGGUUUACGCUACAACUUCUGCAGAUGAUCUGUAAAUUAGUAUUUGCAUGCAGGGUUCCACACUGCAGCUCCUGCUGCGGGAUCUGUAAAUGGGUGUCUGCACGUACGGUUCCACACUGCAGCUUCUGCUGCGGGAUCUGUAAAUGGGUGUCUGCACGUACGGUUCCACACUGCAGCUUCUGCUGCGGGAUCUGUAAAUGGGUGUCUGCACGUACGGUUCAACACACUGAGUUCUGGGGUAAAUGGAGCUGGCGCUUGCGCUGUGUCACAGCGCUCCGACAGAGGGUUCGAGCUGAACGCGGCUGUCACUGAAAAAUGUCUUUUCAGCUGGCUGCCCCUUUGCCAUGCCAGCCAUUGUUUACUGAUAUGCUGUCUAAAUGAAGUGUUUUCUCGUGUGGCUCUGUAAGUGUAAUCCAUGUAUAGUGGUGCUUGUACAGUUUUCUUUUUUUUCUUGCUGGCAAAGAGGUGGUUGAAACUAAGAAUGGGUUUUCAGUCUCUGUUUUUCUUUCUUUUCUUUUCUAACUGGUUAAAGUCCUUUUGCAGUAAAGAAACAUACUUUCAUAUUUUUUCCACAUGAAUCCCCUUACUGUGCAUUGACUUAACAUUCUCUGACAGAGUGCAUUUUCAACACAAGCCUCCUCAUCUGGAUAAUAAUGUGCAUCUGAAGUGGUCUUUCUCCUGUAAAAUUCCAUGUCUUCCACUUCCUUCAUCAUUGUGUUAUUUAUUUAUAUGUAGCCAUGAGGAUUUUAAAUAUUGUAAAGAGUGGGACACUUACUAGAGACCUAUUGAUUAAUGCAGCCAGUAUUAACUGUUAAUGCAGUGACUUUCUACUUCAAUGUUUUCAAUGUUUUUUCUAUCAAAAUCCCUUGCAACUUUUUUUAACUUUUUUAAUCUUUAAUCCUUCCUUUUUAUAAUAAUGGAAUGGUCUGUAUUACCUUUAAGAUUAGACAACAGAACAUUUCAUAGACACUACAUGUCUAAUUGUACAUAAAUUGUCGUAUGAGUGAAUGGCUUUCUUGGAACACUGCUGUGUCCAACUCUGGAUGAUUGCAGUUAAUGUUAUUAAUUGGGAUUAAGUUAGUAAUUUAAUUGGAAUGACAGUCCAUAUUAAGCCUGCACAUGCAAUAUUUUACACAUUGAUGAAUGUAUAAUCCAGCGAAUAAUCAAUCAAAUGUAUGUUGAAUUAUCCUCCCAAUCAUGUUUAUUGUUGUUGUUUUUCUAUUAAACUAUUCUACUAUAAACAUUAGAGCAUUGCAGAUCAUUUAAUCACUUUUAUCAUCGUGAAUAAUAAGUAAAAUGAAAGCCUGAACAAGAA
Molecule: messenger RNA, 4592 nt
Organism: Anguilla anguilla (European eel)
Lineage: Eukaryota; Metazoa; Chordata; Actinopteri; Anguilliformes; Anguillidae
Exons: 14
Coding region: 259-2025 (588 amino acids)
Biological process (GO): positive regulation of hippo signaling
Cellular component (GO): cytoskeleton; cytoplasmic side of apical plasma membrane
Source: RefSeq, a predicted model, not a curated record